CUGCUGCCUCUGCUGAUGCUCCAGGUUUGGAGAGCUGGCAUCUCCGGCGCAGACUCGCUGGGAUGCGCUCCAGCUCCCUCCCUCCCUCUAGCCUUAAGCCUUGCAGAAGUGAAUCCCAUAAUCAGGUCACACUUCAGUGUCUGUGGAUACAACGUACAGCACGUCUAUUCCCUCUGAAGAUAGCAGGGUGCGAAGUAGCAAGCGGAGGACUGAAAUUCGUGUUGCCCAGCAGCGCAAAGCACCAGCGGGAGCAGCUGCAAGCAAAGCGGAAGACGAGGAUGCAAACCCUGGGGUACAGCCUCCUCCCUUUGCUAAUUUUGGCCGUGCAGACGGCGGCCAGUGAACGGGACGUCAAAGGUGGAAAAGAUGCAGAGAAUCCUGGCAAUUUCAUGGAGGACGAGCAAUGGCUGUCCUCCAUCUCCCAGUACAGCGGCAAGAUCAAACAUUGGAACCGCUUCCGAGAUGAGGUAGAGGAUGACUACAUUAGAAGCUGGGAUGGCAAACAGCCCUUUGAUGAAGCUCUUGACACUACCAAGGACCCUUGCCAGAAAGUAAAAUGCAGUCGACAUAAAGUGUGCAUAGCCCAGGGUUAUCAGAGAGCCAUAUGUGUUAGCCGCAAGAAGCUGGAACACAGAAUAAAGUUGCCAGCCCAGAAGCUGCAUGGAAACAAGGAAGGCCCUUGCAAGCCAUGCCAUGUGACACAGCCUGCUGCAGUCUGUGGUUCUGAUGGACACACCUAUGCUUCCACGUGCAAGCUGGAACAGCAAGCCUGUCUCACUGGAAAGGAGAUCACAGUUAAGUGUGCAAGCCAGUGCCCAUGUGCAACAGAACAUACACCCAUUGCAGAUGUGGAUCCUAGGCAAGAGCCUUGUACUGGGCAAGAUCUAGCAGAUCUUGGUGACCGACUCAGGGACUGGUUUCAGCUUCUUCAUGAAAAUGCCAAGCAAAACAACACAGGAAAUCCAGGUGGAAACUCCCCAGUGCUAGAUAAGAGUGCAGUUGCUGGUUGCAAAGAUUCCAUUGGCUGGAUGUUUACCAAACUGGACACAAAUGCUGACCUCUUCCUUGACAAGCCUGAGUUGGCAGCCAUAAACUUGGAUAAGUAUGAAAUUUGUGUGAGGCCGUUCUUCAACUCUUGUGAUACCUACAGGGAUGGCAAGGUCUCUACAGCAGAAUGGUGCUUCUGUUUCUGGCGAGAAAAGCCACCUUGCCUUGCAGAGCUGGAAAGAAUUCAGAUCCAAGAAGCAGGAAAGAAAAAAGCUGGGACAUUUAUUCCUAGCUGUGAUGAGGAUGGAUAUUACAGGAAGAUGCAGUGUGACCAGAACAAUGGCGAGUGUUGGUGUGUUGACCAGCAUGGAAGUGAAUUAAGUGGUACCCGGAUGCAUGGAACGCCAGACUGUGAUGAUCUUGUAGGAUUCUCAGGAGAUUUUGGGAGUGGUGUUGGAUGGGAGGAUGAAGAAGAGAAAGAGGCUGAGGAAAAUGGAGAAGAAACAGAGGAAGAAGAAGCCGGGGAGGCUGAUGAUGGCGGAUACAUUUGGUAAACCUGCAGCUCUGUGCCAGAUGUGGUAGCAAUGCUUGGAGAUUGCAAUCAUUUAGUAGGAGAAUUGUCACAGCAACUGAUGAUCUCAUAUUCCUUUGUUUAGAGGAGCAGAGCAGGAGGUGUAAGCUUUGCAAGUCCUGAUGAAAAUACUGAUGAAAGCUGCAAAACGUUGUUACUGCCUCCCAUCAAAGCAGAGAAUCACCUGAAAUAAUCAAAUAAGAAAACUGCAUUUAUCGCUCUGUUUCUUCAUUUUAAAAUAAAUACACAUAUUACUCAUAUUCACACAUGCUUAUAAAAGAGGUGUAUGCUGUACAUCAGAAUAUGUUAAAAUAUACUAUCUUUCAGGUGGGCUGUGCACCUCUAAUGGUCCUAUAAACAAGUAGGCUCUACAUUAUUUGGAUUAUCCAUGCAUACAUAAGUGAUAAUGUCAGAAACGCCAAAAGAUAAACAGUGGGGUAUGGAUGAGCUAUAAUUCUCUUAAUGGCUGAAAUAUAUUUGUUGUAUAAAUGUUGUACAGCAGAAUGAUGCAUUUCUUGUAUUAUAGUAUAGUAUCUCUUUUUAGAUCUAGUGUGCUGUAUUUAUACAAGGCUUUUAAUGUCAAUUACUUGCAUCACAACAAGACCUGAUUUUGUUUUAACAUCAUAUGGGCUGGAUACAGUUUUGUACUUGUUUUGCUGUGUUAAUGUGCUGAUGAUAUGGGGUCCCCAGGUGGGCUAGAGGAACAGGGUUUCUGUACUCACUUUGCUUUUAACACCAUUAGUGUCUGUCUGAAAACCUGAUGAAGUGCUUGGGACCUUUCUCCCAGUAAGGAGUAUAUGGUAAAUUUAAACUCUCAAGAUCAAUCUCUCAUAGUGAAUAUUUAGCUGUCCUGUAUUAACUAAAAGAUUUUUUGAGGAUUUUUAAUAUAUCCAUCCAUAUAAUUUUUUUUCACUUUCUUGAAGUUUCUGUGACUAAGACAGGAAAAUAUUGUUUUUCUUUUGUAAGCCUGAAGUAGUAAAAUAACACAUCAUUUCAGUUUUAGGGAAAAAUGUAAGUCAAAUGAAAUGCUAAUGCAAUGGAAAUAGAUUUGUGAUUUAUACAAUGCAAGUACAAAUAUGAUGACGAUAGUUAAACCUACUUCAGGGCAGUCAUAUUGCAUGUGAUUUACAAUACAAGAUUGUAAUUUAGAAAGAUUUGUUUUCACCUGGGUACAGAAUAGGAUGCUGUAGAUAAAGUUCACAAAUGCAGUGAUAUUGUACAUUUGCUUUGCUGUAUGAACUAGACAGUUGGAAAAAAAAAAGCAAGAAUUAUACAAAAGGGAAAAGUUCCCAUUAAAAAAUGUAACACUCUGUUGGCAAACCUUGUUCCUGAUCCGUUUACUGAGUUUCAAGGGAUUUGUGGGAGCCUCAACAGUUUUGGCAUACUAAUAAUUCAUUGUUGUUAUGCCUUCUCACCCAGUACUGACCAGUUUUUCUAACUUUCCAGGUAAGACUAACAUAAAUAAAAUGAUAUCUUUGCAGUCUUAUUUUAUUCAAGAAAGCAACUAGACAUAAUAUAGAAAUAUUUAAUGCCUUCUAGCCCAACUGCUGUUUAUGUGUCUGAGGAGUCACAGGCAGGAUGGACUACAGAAAACAUCUUCCAUGCAGGGUUCAUUAUCAUUUGAGAAAACAAUACUUAAAUAUCAAGUGACCUUGUAAGAGUAGGAGGAAACACGAUGCAAGCUAGAGAUUUUAUUACAGCUUAGUUCUUAGAUCACUUAGAUUUGUAUCUAUUGCAAGUAUAUAUAGGUUCUCACAUACAUUAGAGUAAGUCCAUCCUGGCCUUUCAGAUUAGCUAUCUGUUGUAAAGUUACAGUAACUGAAUAUACAGUUUGUUGAUAUUAGAAGCUGUCAAGCUAAUGAUUUAGCUCUGUAUUAGUGUUUGCAACAUUCUCUGUAAGUUAAGACCUAAGAUGCUAAAAUAAUAAAACAACAUGGUCAAGCCUG
Molecule: messenger RNA, 3504 nt
Organism: Protopterus annectens (West African lungfish)
Lineage: Eukaryota; Metazoa; Chordata; Ceratodontiformes; Protopteridae
Gene: SPOCK2
Product: SPARC (osteonectin), cwcv and kazal like domains proteoglycan 2
Exons: 11
Coding region: 63-1541 (492 amino acids)
Molecular function (GO): protein binding; calcium ion binding
Source: RefSeq, a predicted model, not a curated record